AAUAGUAUUGAGAACUCUCCCAGAACACAGUAGUUAUAGUGGAAAAUGUGCUGUCCUUUAUUUCGGCUCAGUGUCAUAGAAGACUGAAGCUUCUAGAUUGGCCCAACUAAUGUCUACAGCAAAACAGGGGAGCUAGAACUGUCGACAAUAAAGGAUUCUCAACGGUUGGAGAAGUGACUGCGAGGUUGUAAGGUCCAGCAGUAGCAGCCAGCCGGGGCUAGCCAAGCGUUUCCUGGCUUUGAUGCGACUCGAUUGUGCCUGGAGUAUGUCCACAGCGGGCCUGACUGCCCAGGAGAUCUGUUUACCCACAGACAGCCCCUUCCUGCGGGCUAGUCACUGUCUCAGCAUGGCUGGAGCCAAGCCCUCAUGGAGCCACCACCAUGAGCUGGACAAUUUGUACUUCAGUAUGGAUGCAGCACCCACGGAAUACAACUUCCAAUUUCAGCAGCAGGUGCCACCAUCGCUCAAUUCUGAGAGACAGAAACAUAGCCCUGGUGCACAGCGGUUACCCUCAAAGAAGUCCCGUCCCACCCAUCUGUCCCUGUCAUCCAGCGCUGAGCCCUCCACACCUAGCCCUGCUGAGGAUGACCAGGUGGUCCCAUCCUUCCAGAGGUUGUCUGUGUACGAACGCUGCAGUCCCCCACACACACCUAGCCGGGGGGCCAAGCCCCUGCCCCCUCUCCCUGGGCGGGGAGACCUUUCCCCUGACCAGGCCAUGGACAAUGAGGUGGAGUUCUUCACCAGUUCAGAUGAUAGCUGUUGCUUGGUUCCUGAGCAGUGUCCCCCUAAACCCUCUGCCUCCCGCUACGGAGCCCCCAGCCGCAGGAGUUUCCGGCACUGUGGACAGAUUAACUAUGCCUACUUUGAGGGGCCAGUGGGGCAGCAGAGACCACAGGAACGGCAGGAGCAGCAGCGGAUACAGGCGCAGCAGCGACAACAGGAGCAACAUCAAAGAUUGGAGCAGGUAGAGCAACAGCCAUUGGAGCAACCACUGUAUCCCAGACAGCAGGACCGAGCCCAGAGGAAACUGCGGCGCUCUCAUUCCGGCCCUGCUGGCUCCUUCAACAAGCCCACGUCGCUGCGCCUGCCCUGUCACCACCGCCACACUCAGGGCAUGGACAAACCAGAGGUGCCCCCCCGCGUGCCCAUCCCCCCACGGCCCAUCAAGACUGCAGACUACCGCCGCUGGUCAGCUGAGGUGUCCUCUGGGGCCUACAGUGAUGAGGACAAGCCCCCGAAGGUUCCCCCAAGGGACCCUUUGUUGUCUCAAGGCAGCUCCCGUACCCCAAGCCCCAAGAGCCUCCCCUCAUACCUCAACGGUGUUAUGCCUCCCACGCAGAGCUUUGCCCCAGACCCUAAGUACGUGAGGCGAGGUUUACAGAGGCAGAACAGCGAGGGGUCUCCCUGCAUCCUGCCGGUCAUGGAGAACGGCAUGAAGGCCAGCACCACCCACUACUUCCUGCUUCCACAGAGGCCUGCCUACCUAGACAAACCUUACUUGGAGAAGUUCAUCCGGGAUAUGGACUGCCCGGCAGGUCGCAGUAGAGGGGCUUCAGACCCAGAGUGGGAUUGUCAGACGAGGAGGAAAGCACAGGUGGAUUUAGUUUGAGCUGGAGGAGACAAGUUAGGGAAGGCCUCCACUGGACACGAGCAAACAACCUCUGGGCACAAAGUGCCUCAGGACACUGAAUCCUUCAAACAUUUACUGCUGCUUUGACACUGACGACGUUGGUAGUUUUACCUCAGUAUUCUAAAAACAUAGGGUUUUUGAUAUACCAUUUAGAGUUACUGGGACAUUUGGAAUUGCAAUCAAAACACAUGAGCUAAAUGUCUAACUAUUGUGUGUGUUUGGGGGGGGGGGUGAUAUUUAACCAUUUUAGAGUGAUUAUUUUUUUAAUAUGAUUUGUCAGUACAUUAUGUAAAUGUUUUGCUGAUACAGUGGUUCAGUUUUAGGGUAUAAGCAGGACUUGUGCCUCCAUGUUCUCAGUGUUGUGUGUCUCACAGGUAGAGGACAUUUUGUGGAGUUGUAUAUUGUGUUUUGAUAUUGCUUAUGUGUCUCAGAACUUAGGGACAAAGGGUCAGUAAAGCAAUUAUUACCUUGUGUUGCAUCUAUGAAGUCUAAAGAUCCCAAUGUAUUUAAACACUUUAAAUGAAGGAUUCCCCAACUUAACUCCUAUUUUGUAUAAGCAUAAAAAUAGGAAUGCACAUGUCCUGCCUUGUUGAUAUUUCAGUCUUAAUCAGACCACUAUGUUUUGGAUGGCAGUGUGUUUCUGUUUCCCUCACUGGACGUACAACUCUGUACCAGUGGGGGCUGUGGACUAUUGGUAUGCCUGUAUCCAGUGGGAUGUCUAGGGCAGCUUAAGCGUGUGUGUACGUGGUGCAAGUGUGUUUGUUUUCUCUACUGUUUUUGUGUGACGUUUCUACCAUAUUGUAGAAAAUUUGGUUAACAAUAUUUGUUACUGUUCUCUGCCUGUUUUUCAUCACUGCUUCCAAAUACAUGGUUGCAAAGUGUAUCCUCCCUAACCCCUAUAUUACUUUCAUUCUCUGGAAUUUCUUUGUUGAACAUAUGUGAAUGUAUGCUUCUCUCAACUGAAUUGUAUCAAACUGUAUGGGGAGCUCAGUAGUUGGUCAAGCUGUGAGUCAAUGUGUGGAACUAACUUCCUUCAAUACAACCCCUCAGAAUGCAGGGUAGCCUAGUGGUUAGAGUGUUGGUCUAGUAACCGGAAGGUUGCAAGUUCAAACCCCUGAGCUGACAAGGUACAAAUCUGUCGUUCUGCCCCUGAACAGGCAGUUAACCCACUGUACCUAGGCCCUCAUUGAAAAUAAGAAUUUGUUCUUAACUGACUUGCCUGGUUAACUGAAGGUAAAAAAAAAAAAAAUCAAUAUAUUACCCAACAUUUUGUGGACUAUAAUCCUAAAAGAAUUAGAAUUGAAGAAUAAAUUAUAACUGAAACAUUGCCAAAUAUUUCUCAAUCCCUUAUGACAAUCAAACCACUACUUUACUCAGUCAAUAUACCACGUUUUAGAAUUUUAAACACAAUCAGACCUUUCAUUAUAUAUAUACACAAGUGAUCAUGGAUCACAGGGAUGUUGGGCACACGUGAUAACAUAGACCUAUAUUAUGCAGGCUGUGUGGGGCUUACCUACCUGACACAGACUUUCCUGUUCUGCUUGUGCAUUCCUGCCUGACGUGACUGCAGUGGGUGUAGUCCAGAGACUUUGGCUGCUGGCGGCCAGGAAACAAUAUAGAUUUUAUUGUUAUAGAUUAUUCAAGAUCCAUCGUGAUGACAUAGUAAAUGUAGCAAGUGUGUGGAAGUAAUCCUGGAUAUAAAACACCGUGUUCCAAUCCAUAUCAGAUUAGCUCUAAAGUCAAAUGGUCACUUCAGUACAUUUUCCCUCCAGGGAAAAGUGAAAAAACCGAGAAGAGGCCAUGUUUUUUUAUAUUUAAUGUAUAAGAAAUUGUUUACAUUGUACACUGUUAUUUAACCUUAACCUAUUCCCAUGUCUUAUCGGAAACAAUGAAAUCAAAUGAAGACUUUAGUUCAUUGAGAAUUUACAUUAUCUGCUGUGGUGAAACAAAUGCACUGGGAGUAAAGAACUGUAUGCUGUGUCACAGUAUUUAACAUAAUUCCAGUUGUCAUUGUGAAUAGUUGAUCAAUGUAUCGGUCUUUAAAGGAGAAAAUAAAAUGACUUAUUUAUGAA
This is a messenger RNA of Oncorhynchus masou masou (cherry salmon), 3702 nucleotides long. RefSeq names its product ERBB receptor feedback inhibitor 1-like. The transcript is spliced from 4 exons. Gene Ontology annotation, biological process: regulation of keratinocyte differentiation; negative regulation of epidermal growth factor receptor signaling pathway. Lineage: Eukaryota; Metazoa; Chordata; Actinopteri; Salmoniformes; Salmonidae. The record is from RefSeq and is a predicted model, not a curated record. Bases 242 to 1609 code for a protein of 455 amino acids.